AUGAAGGCCACAAAGGAAGUGCUGGACGAAGAAGAGGAGGCUUUCCUAUCGAGUCACCAUGAGCAACACCCUAUCAACGAACAGCGCAGCACCCGAUGGCGAGCUCGAGAUUACAUCCGACUGUUGGUCGAGCUCGCAAUGGCGUGUACAAUAGCAGUCCUGCUCGUGCGCCAGUCCAACUCCCCUCCAUCCCCAAUCCGCAAAACACCAGUACCGCAACUACCACGGAAACUCUACACCUUCCAGAGCAACCCGCGAUACACACCAGACAACAUGUUCACCAACAAAUCCACCACCCUUCACGCCCUCCAUAACUGGAUCGAGCUCUCAAGUGCUAGUCGUGGCUACGUUCUUGCACCAGAGAACCCGGAUGCCUACGACCUCCCCAAACCCUAUACCAUCGCUGUCGACCGGCACAACGACGGCCAUGGCUAUAUGGUCUCUGCGUUCCACCAACUUCACUGCCUGUCCUAUCUUGCAGUGCAUUUCCAGGAGGGGUACGAUGGCGUGCCAUUAGAUGAAGAGAUUGCGCAUCAUUCCGUGCACUGUUUCAACUACCUAAGGCAGGGGAUCACGUGCAAUGCGGAUACGACGCUGGAGGGGAAAACGGAGGCGGGGCCGGGAGAGGGGAGCGAGCAUGAGUGUGUGGACUAUGAGGCUUUGUUAGAGUGGGCGAAUAAGCAUGCGGGGAUGAGGUGGAGGGAGGGUUUGUUGCCUGAGGAGGCGACGCUGUGA
Didymosphaeria variabile is the source of this 735-nucleotide messenger RNA. RefSeq lists its product as uncharacterized. NCBI's taxonomy places the organism in Eukaryota, Fungi, Ascomycota, Dothideomycetes, Pleosporales, Didymosphaeriaceae. The coding region runs from base 1 to 735 and encodes 244 amino acids. The transcript has a single exon. The record is from RefSeq and is a predicted model, not a curated record. Gene Ontology annotation, biological process: mycotoxin biosynthetic process.